AUGAGACACUUGUCCACUUGUUACUAUAUGGGAAUAUUAGCUAUUGCUGAUACAUCGGUAUUAGUAUUGGGAUUUACUGUGGCAUGGACAUAUUUAGUGAAUAAAAAGUGGUCAUUAUUGUUGCAAUCCAGUUAUACAUGUAAAUUGCUUUCUGUGUUAUUUUAUACGGUCGCCGACUAUUCCGUUUGGCUAGUGGUGAUGAUGAGUGUUGAUCGUUGCAUUGCUGUUGCAAAACCAUUGCAUGUCAACUCUAUUUGUACAGUAAAGCGAGCAAAAUUUUGUGUUUGUUUAUUAGUAUUCAGUUCAUUUUCGAUUAAUGCUCAUUUUAUAUUUACCCAUAAACUGUUUCAGAAUGAUACAGAAUGUUCUUCUUUUCCUGAAUAUGAAUAUUUUAUUAUACGUAUUUGGCCAUGGGUUGAUGCUGCUGUUUAUUCUGUGCUACCGUUUAUUUUACUGUUAACAACAAAUCUAAUCAUCGUUCAACGUUUAUUUUAUGCUAGAAGAUCGAGUGAUAAAUUACAAAUAUAUCAGAAUAAUACAAAUGCUCGUGCAAAGCUAAAUAGUUCAAUGAGUAGAAAACUGACAACAAUGUUAUUAUCUGUCACAUUCUUCUUCCUAUUUACAUCAUUACCGUUGGUCUGUUUACAAUUGUAUCAAAAUAUUAAUCAUAAUGCGAAUAUUUCAACAAGAAUAACAUCGUAUUUAAAACCAAUUUGCGAAACAUUGCAAUACAGUAAUCAUUGUGUCAACUUCUUCUUGUAUGCUGUAACGGGGAAGGCAUUUCGGCACGAAUUAAAACGUCUAUUUCAUACGUGUACAUCGUCAAUAAACUUUCAAAAAAAAAAUAGAGCAUGUCGACCAAAGCAUGUGAAUAUGAUCGAUGAUUAUAAAUACACUGGAAACAAUAAGAAUGAAGCAUUGGUAUUAUGUGGAGAUCAACUACCAUCACCUCGUCACUUCUUUAAUAACAACAGUAGACAAACUGCACAAUCACUGCCACUAUCAGAGAGACCCUUGGCACAAAACAUGUUGCGGUAUCAUCAUUCAUCUGAUACAUUCGCAUUACCAGUGUUAGACACAAGGACAAAUAGCAACAUUAGUUAUCGAUCCAACAGAAAUACGAGUAUGAAUAAAAAAAAGUCGAUCUACAUUCAGCGAAUAUCAAACGUGUAG
This is a messenger RNA of Didymodactylos carnosus, 1173 nucleotides long. NCBI's taxonomy places the organism in Eukaryota, Metazoa, Rotifera, Eurotatoria, Philodinida, Philodinidae. The record is from the annotation of a GenBank genome assembly.